AUGUUGAGACAGCAUAUUGUUGUGCAUACGAAAGAAAAGCCUUAUGUUUGCGAGUAUGUUUAUCAAAAUGAUGUUUUUCAAAAUGGUGUUCGUUGCGACAAGAGCUAUACUCAGUUGCAUAGGCUUGAAAAACACAAGCAAACACAUGCAGCAGAAAGAAUUAUUUAUAAAUGUGCUCACCCAUCUUGCGCUAAAGUAGUUAAUUAUAUUUUUUUAAAUAAGAGUUUUUUAUUGGGAAUGAGAUACUCCAAUAUUGAAUUAGCUUCUUGGGAUUAUUGUAUUUGUUAA
Messenger RNA from Meloidogyne enterolobii, 288 nucleotides. The record is from the annotation of a GenBank genome assembly. Lineage: Eukaryota; Metazoa; Nematoda; Chromadorea; Rhabditida; Meloidogynidae.